Molecule: messenger RNA, 3295 nt
Organism: Owenia fusiformis
Lineage: Eukaryota; Metazoa; Annelida; Polychaeta; Sabellida; Oweniidae
Source: the annotation of a GenBank genome assembly
UUUCAGUAUUCAUAUCUGGUGUGGUGGAUCUGAAGUUACUGAACAUCGAGGUAUUGAUGUAAGGUUGGAAUGAAAUCUCAGCAUACAACUCAUAAUUCUUCUGGGUCUCAAUAUACAAAUUGGACCUACAGGGUCUCAAUAUGUGGUGCCUCUCCAAAGUGCAAUACAGGGACCUACACGGCUUCAAAAUGUGGUGUCUGAGCAUGUGACAUCUUACCAAAAUAUAAUGCAGGAACCUACAAUUCCUCAAUAUAUGGUGUCUCCCCAAAGUUCAAUGCCUCAAUGUGUAGUGUCCCCCCAAAAUGGAAUACAAGGACCUACAAGGCCUCAAUACAUGGUGUCUCCUCAAAAUGCAAUACAGGGGUUUGCGAUACCUCAGCAUAUACAGCAUUCUCUAAAUACAAUACAUGGACCUACAGGGCUUCAAUAUAUAGCAGUACAGAGGACUCGAUAUAUACUGUUUCCUCGAAAUGCAUUACAAGGACCUACAAGGCCUCAAUAUGUGGUGUCUCCUCAAAAUGCAAUACAGGAACCUACAAGGCCUCAAUAUUUGGUGUCUCACCAAAAUGGAAUACUAGGACCAACAAGGCCUCAAUAUAUGGUGUCGUUGUCUCCCCAAAAUGCAAUACAAGGACUUAUAAGACCUCAGCAUGUGACAUCUAACCAAAAUGCAAUACAGGAAUCUAUGAGCCAUCUAUGUGUGGUGUCUCAACAAAAUUCAAUACAGGAACCUACAAGGCCUCAAAAUAUGAGACAGACACCUACAGCGCCUCAGUAUCAAACUGAACAUAAUGCUAUCAUUAAUGGACAAAUACUAAAUGAUGCCAAAGUAAACUCUAAUAACAUCAAACUCAAAUUUGAUAUGCCAACUCCACCAAGUACACCAUUUGAAAAUUCUUACAAAAGUGCAUUUAAUUCUUUAAAAGUUGAAUCCAUGGGUAGCAAGGAUUGGGCUAUGGAUAUUGAAUACAAAUAUAAUGAUUCAAACAGAGAUCAGUAUCAGAGCAACAACGACUCAAAUUUAUGCUAUCCAAAUGUUAAAAGCGAACCAAAUAGUGAACAAGAAUAUCAAACAGGUAAAGUUGAAUCUGGAGAGUCAAAUGGAAACGUCACAGUCAAGAAAGAGGGGAAUGUCGGAAACUCUGUAUUUGCUGUUGGACCCAGAUGUAGUAACAUGCAAAUGGACAGUCCAAGAGACUUGACUCAAGAUGGAUCAAAAUUACAAGAAACACAAGGAUUUGUAACAAAGAAGUCACCAUAUUAUAGAUGCAAUGCAUGUGGUGUACAAUUUAUAAAUUCAAAGUUACUACAAAAACAUGAAGCCAAACAUGCUGGUGUGUAUCCAUUGAAGUGUGAAAUAUGUGGUAAAAGAUUAAAAUCUCAUUAUACUUUGAAACAUCAUCAAAGAACUGAUACCGGACCAUUCAAAUGUCUACUAUGUGAUGAAUUGUUCAACCAAAAAUGUGCUUUAAAAGUCCAUGUUAGAACUCAUACUGGUAUGAAACCAUUUGAAAACUCAAAGUCAAAAUAUCCCAAUGACAAAACCAACACUUAUGGUCUAUGUGAUGUCCAACCUGUAGAAAAUAAUAUGGAAGUAGGAAACAUUAACAAAAAUGUGGUUAAAAGUGUGAAAGAUGAAUUCAUUGAAAAGAAGAACUGGAACAUGAACAAUAUGUCUAUGUCCAAGGAGAAUGAAGAAAACAAACAUCGCAGCAGUUCUGAAAAUUUGAAUCAAGAUGUAUCAAGAUUGAAAAGAACAUUUGAGAAUGUACAAGGGGAGUUCGCUUGUUAUAAAUGCAAUGAAUGUGGUGAAGGAUUCAUGGAUCCAUUUUUAGUACAACGACAUGAGGCAAAACAUAAACAAGAAAUAUAUCCAUUCAUAUGUGAAAUAUGUUUUAAAUAUUUCAAAUGCAUAAGGGACCUAGCACGCCAUAAGAGAACAAAAACUGGCAAGAAAGCAUUUACAUGUAAAAUAUGUGAUAAAUCUUUUAACCAAAAAUGUGCUUUGAAGACACACAAAAGAACUCACAAUUAUAACCCAUACAAGGGUAAACAAUGUGAUAAAUAUUUUAGCCAAAUAUGUGAUUUAUUGGUUCAUACUGAAACAACACGCACAGUUAAUAAACCAUUGAAGUGUAAAAUAUGUGCAAAAUAUUUCACUCACGGUUCAACUUUAAGAAAUCAUCUAAGAGUCCAUACUGGCGAGAAGCCAUUCAAAUGUAAAAUGUGUGGUAAGUGUUUUAUUUAUAAAAGUAAUAAAACAAGCCACGAGAGAUCUCACACCUGUGAGAAGCCAUUCAAAUGUAAAAUAUGUGGUAAGUGUUUUGGGGAUAAAAGUAAUAAAAUGAUCCAUGAGAGAUCUCACACUGGUGAGAAGCCAUUCAAGUGUAAAAUAUGUGGUAAGUGUUUUAGGGAUAAAAGUAAUAAAACGAUCCAUGAGAGAUCUCACACUGGCGAGAAGCCAUUCAAAUGUAAAAUGUGUGGUAAGUGUUUUAGUCGUACAAGUAGUAAAACAAGCCAUGAGAGAUCUCACACUGAUGAGAAACCAUUCAUCUGUACACAAUGUGGUAAAUGUUUUAAGACUCCUGGAUAUUUAGAAAAACACAAGAAAAUUCACUCUGGUGAGAAACCAUUUAAGUGCAAAACAUGUCAGAAAUGUUAUUUUAUUGAGAGUGUUUUGAAAUACCAUGAAAAAACUCACAGUAGUGUAAAACCAUUCCUGUGUCAACAUUGUGGGAAGUGUUUUACUUAUGGCAGUACCUUAAAUGCGCAUGAAAGAAAGCACACUAAUAAGAAGCCAUUCAAAUGUAAAAUGUGUAGUAAGUGUUUUAUGUAUAAAUGUAGUACAACAAGACAUGAGAGAUCACACACUGGUGAGAUUAAGCCAUUCUAAUGUAAAAUAUGUGGUGAAAAUUUUAGGUAUAAGAGUAAUAUAACAUGCCAUGAGAGAUCCCACACUGAUGAAAAGCCAUUCAAAUGUAAAAUGUGUAGUAAGUGUUUUAGGUACAAAUGUAAUAAAACAAGCCAUGAGAGAUCACACACUGGUGAGAUUAAGCCAUUCUAAUGUAAAAUAUGUGGUGAAAAUUUUAGGUAUAAGAGUAAUAUAACACGCCAUGAGAGAUCUCACACUAUUGUGAUUAAGCCAUUCUAAUGUAAAAUAUGUGGUGAGUGCUUUACACUUAAACAAUCUUUAACAAUCCACCAAAGUUUUCAUAACAGGUGAACAACCACACAAAUGUCAACAGUGUGAUAAAUGCUUUACCAGGCAUACUUCUUUGAUAUACCAUCAAGGAAC